Leptonychotes weddellii (Weddell seal) is the source of this 4636-nucleotide messenger RNA. The record is from RefSeq and is a predicted model, not a curated record. NCBI's taxonomy places the organism in Eukaryota, Metazoa, Chordata, Mammalia, Carnivora, Phocidae.
AUGGAGGUCGUGCUCUGUCUUCCAGGCGUAGGCGUCCAGUGGCAAGACCUCCUGAGUCCCGUCAAUGUGGACGACAACUUCUCCUUCGGGCAAGUGCUGGGCAUGCUGCUACUGGACUCUGUCCUCUACGGCCUGGUGACCUGGUACAUGGAGGCCGUGCUCCCAGGGCAGUUCGGAGUGCCCCAGCCCUGGUACUUCUUUGUCAUGCCCUCGUACUGGUGCGGGCACCCGCGGACGGUUUUGGGAAAAGAAGAGGAAGACGAUGACCCAGAGAAAGCGCUCAGAACGGAGUACUUUGAGGCUGAGCCGGAGGACCUGGUGGCCGGGAUCAAGAUCAAGCAUGUGACCAAGGUGUUCAGAGUGGGGAACAAGGGCAAGGCGGCCGUCAGAGAUUUGAACCUGAACCUGUACGAGGGGCAGAUCACGGUGCUGCUGGGCCACAACGGCGCAGGGAAGACCACCACCCUCUCCAUGCUCACAGGUCUCUUUCCCCCGACGAGCGGACGGGCGUAUAUCAAUGGGUACGAGAUUUCACAAGACAUGGUUCAGAUCCGCAAGAGCCUGGGCCUCUGCCCACAGCACGAUGUGCUGUUCGACAACCUGACCGUCGCAGAACACCUGUAUUUCUAUGCACAGCUGAAGGGCUUGUCCCGUCAGAAGUGCCCUGAAGAAGUUCAGCGGAUGCUGCACGUCCUCGGUCUGGAGGACAAGCAGGACUCCCUGAGCCGGUUCCUGAGUGGGGGCAUGAAGCGCAAGCUCUCCAUCGGCAUCGCCCUCAUAGCGGGCUCCAAGGUGCUGAUGCUGGACGAGCCCACCUCGGGCAUGGACGCCAUCUCCAGGAGGGCCAUCUGGGACCUCCUGCAGCAGCACAAGAGUGACCGCACCGUGCUGCUGACCACGCACUUCAUGGACGAGGCUGACCUGCUGGGGGACCGCGUGGCCAUCAUGGCCAAGGGGGAGCUGCAGUGCUGCGGGUCCUCACUGUUCCUCAAGCAGAAGUAUGGUGCAGGCUACCACAUGACGCUGGUGAAGGAGCCUCACUGCGACCCCGACGCCAUCUCCCGGCUGGUGCAGCAUCAUGUUCCCAGUGCCACGCUGGAGAGCAGAGCUGGCUCAGAGCUGUCCUUCAUUCUCCCCAAGGAGAGCACGCACAGGUUCGAAAGUCUGUUCGCUAAGCUGGAGAAGCAGCAGAAGGAGCUGGGGAUCGCCAGCUUCGGGGCCUCGGUCACCACCAUGGAGGAGGUCUUCCUCCGGGUCGGCAAGCUGGUGGACACAAGCAUGGACAUCCAAGCCAUCCAGCUCCCUGCCCUGCAAUACCAGCAUGAGAGGCGGGCGAGCGACUGGGCCGUGGACAGCCACCUGUGUGGGGCCAUGGACCCGACCAAUGGCGUGGGCUCCCUGAUCGAGGACGAGUGCACCACUGCCAAGCUCAACACUGGGCUCGCCCUCCACUGCCAGCAGUUCUGGGCCAUGUUCCUGAAGAAGGCCACGUACAGCUUGCGCGAGUGGAAGAUGGUGGUGGCCCAGGUCCUGGUCCCGUUGACGUGCGUCACCCUGGCCCUCCUGGCCAUCAACUACUCCUCAGAGACCUUCGACGACCCCAGGCUGGAGCUGACCCUGGGCGCGUACGGCCGAACCGUUGUGCCCUUCGCCGUUCCGGGGGCCUCCCGGCUGGACCAGCUGCUGGCAGAGCGUCUGAAAGACAUGCUGCAGGCUGAGGGCCAGGAGCCGCGGGAGGUGCUGGGUGAUCUGGAGGAGUUCCUGAUUUUCAGGGCCUCGGUGGAGGGAGGCGGCUUUAACGAGCGGUGCUUGGUGGCGGUGUCCUUCAGAGACGUCGGCGAGCGGACGGUGGUCACUGCCCUGUUCAACAACCAGGCGUACCACUCCCCAGCUACUGCACUGGCCGUCGUGGACAACCUUCUGUUCAAGCAGCUGUGUGGCCCCCGGGCCUCCAUCAUGGUCUCCAACUACCCCCAGCCCCGGAGCACCCUGCAGGCCGCCAAGGACCAGUUCAACGAGGGCCGUAAGGGAUUCAACAUCGCUCUCAACUUGCUGUUCGCCAUGGCGUUCCUGGCCAGCACCUUCUCCAUCCUGGCAGUCAGCGAGAGGGCCGUCCAGGCCAAGCAUGUCCAGUUUGUGAGCGGGGUCCACGUGGCUAUUUUUUGGCUCUCCGCACUGCUGUGGGACCUCAUGUCCUUCCUCGUCCCCAGUCUGCUGCUGCUGGUGGUGUUCAAAGCCUUUGACGUGCACGCCUUCACACGCGACGGCCACAUGGCAGAUGCCCUGUUGCUGCUCAUGCUCUAUGGCUGGGCCAUCAUCCCCCUCAUGUACCUGAUGAACUUCUUCUUCUCGGGAGCAGCCACCGCUUACACGAGGCUGACCAUAUUCAACAUCCUGUCGGGCAUAGCCACCUUCCUCAUGGUCACCAUCAUGCGCAUCCCAGCGGUCAAGUUAGAAGAGCUUUCCAGAACCCUGGACCACGUGUUCCUGGUGCUGCCCAACCAUUGUCUGGGGAUGGCGGUCAGCAGCUUCCACGAGAACUUUGAGAUGCGGAGGUACUGCACCUCCUCGGAGGUCGCGGCCCACUACUGCAGGAAGUACAACAUCCAGUACCAGCAGAACUUCUAUGCGUGGAGCGCCCCGGGGGUCGGCAGGUUCGUGACCUCCAUGGCAGCUUCUGGAUUUGCCUACCUCAGCCUGCUCUUCCUCAUCGAGACCGACACACUGUGGAGGCUGAAGACCUGCCUCUGUGCCUUCUGGAGGAGGCGGGCGCUGACGGAAGCGUACGCUCGGACGUCAGCACCUCCUGAGGACCAGGACGUGGUGGAUGAAAGGAACCGGGUCCUGGCCCCCAGCAUGGACUCCCUGCUGGACACACCUCUGGUUAUCAAGGAGCUUUCCAAGGUGUACGAGCAGACGACGCCCCUACUUGCCGUGGACAAGAUCUCCCUUGCAGUCCAUAAAGGGGAGUGUUUCGGCUUGCUGGGUUUCAACGGAGCCGGGAAAACCACAACUUUCAAAAUGCUGACGGGGGAGGAGACCAUCACAUCUGGGGAUGCCUUUGUCGGGGGCUACAGCAUCAGCUCUGAAAUCGGGAAGGUGCGGCAGCGGAUCGGCUACUGCCCCCAGUUUGACGCUCUGCUGGACCACAUGACGGGCUGGGAGACGCUGGUCAUGUACGCCCGGCUUCGGGGCAUCCCCGAACGCCACAUCGGUGCCUGCGUGGAGAACACGCUCCGGGGCCUGCUUCUGGAGCCACACGCCAACAAGCUGGUCAGGACGUACAGCGGUGGCAACAAGCGGAAGCUGAGCACAGGCAUCGCCCUGCUUGGAGAGCCUUCGGUCAUCUUCCUGGACGAGCCAUCCACUGGCAUGGACCCCGUGGCCCGGCGCCUGCUCUGGGACACUGUGGCACGGGCCCGAGAGUCGGGCAAGGCCAUCGUCAUCACCUCCCACAGCAUGGAGGAAUGCGAGGCUUUGUGCACCCGGCUGGCCAUCAUGGUGCAGGGUCAGUUCAAGUGCCUGGGCAGCCCACAGCACCUCAAGAGCAAGUUUGGCAGCGGCUACUCCCUGCGGGCCAAGGUCCGGUGUGACGGGCAGCAGGAGGCACUGGAGGAGUUCAAGGCGUUUGUGAACCUGACCUUCCCAGGCAGCGUCCUUGAAGAUGAGCACCAAGGGAUGGUCCACUACCACCUGCCCGGGGAUGACCUCAGCUGGGCCAAGGUGUUUGGUGUUCUGGAGAAGGCCAAGGAGAAGUAUGCCGUGGACGACUACUCCGUGAGCCAGAUCUCACUGGAGCAGGUCUUCCUGAGCUUCGCCCACCUGCAGCCACCUGCCGAGGACGAGGGGCCAUGAGGAGCCAGCAGGCGUGGGGCAAGUGGCCGCACAGGCAGGCGUCCUCCCCCUCCGAGUUCAUCUUAUCCUGCACCUUUAUUUCCAAUCACCGUUUUCUAUAAUGGACGCGAGAAUCAAGGCACAGUGGGGACCAGGAUGUCGGAGCCCUCACGCUGGGAAUCAGCAUGCAAACAUCUGUGUCCAAGGCAGUGGCCAGAGCCCCUCUCUGGAACUCAGGACCCAGCAAAAGCAGCCCUGCAGCCACGUGCGGGCAAGCCUUGGGGUCUCUGGGCAGAGAGCCCCUCGGGAAGGGGCUGCAGCCGACCUGGGGUUUGCAUUUCCUCAAGUGCUCACGAGACGAGCACCAGUAACAGCCCCAUAUCUGCACACAGCAUGGAGCCUCCCAGGGGCGACACGGGGAGCCAGCAGGACAGCGGGCAGCAGGGCUCGCCAGGCUGCCCGGAAUGGAGAAUGUCGCCUGUGGCCGUCCACAAGGGAGGUGCUGCUUGUGACCACAGUCUGUGGUCUUGGCUUCCGGGGGGCCUGGGAGUCGCUGCUCCACGGAGCAUGCUCUUGAUGCCAGGCAGGGCUGACCCCACGCCCGGCGCCAUCACACCAGCGUCUCCCAGGGUCAGCGGGCUCGGGGAGAGAAGGCAGUCCUUCACGCCCGAGGCUGGCUUCUGGAGAAGCCACAAGCAGGAGGCCAGUUAGGGACCACUGCGGGACCAAGGGACCGUCUACGGAGGAUGCACCUGACACGCGGUGACUCUGUCCAGAAAAUAAAGUUCGGGAGGGAACAUGA